UACAAAUAAUGUUGGGUAAUGCUAAUAGUCUCUGCUCUGCAACAUGCCAUUGGAUAGAAUUGUAUAUUUCUCACUUGUUAUACAUCAGGCUAUUCACAGUGGGGUUAGAAAGCAUGUACAGUUUGGCACAGAAAAGCAUUCAAUUGAAACCAAUGGCCUCUGCACAUAAGUUGAUGGGGCUUAUAAUUGAAAUUCUUGGGGAAAAUACUGAGGUUGUUUUAGCAGAAUGCUUGAAAGGAUUUGGUCCUUGGAUGGUUGCCCAUGCCAUAGAGUUGUUGACUGCUGGGACUGACCAUGCAGAAAUGUGUUGUUAACUUUUUUAACGUAAG
Hibiscus syriacus is the source of this 329-nucleotide messenger RNA. Its product is annotated as nuclear pore complex protein NUP85-like. Gene Ontology annotation, cellular component: nuclear pore outer ring. Gene Ontology annotation, molecular function: structural constituent of nuclear pore. The transcript has 4 exons. NCBI's taxonomy places the organism in Eukaryota, Viridiplantae, Streptophyta, Magnoliopsida, Malvales, Malvaceae. The coding region runs from base 9 to 314 and encodes 101 amino acids. The record is from RefSeq and is a predicted model, not a curated record. Gene Ontology annotation, biological process: positive regulation of DNA-templated transcription; protein import into nucleus; mRNA export from nucleus.